CCAUUUUCGUUUUGACGAAUAUUGACAGCACGGCAGACAGACAGUGGCGCGGCCGUCGACGCAGCGUCUGCCGGAUUAUUUUUAUUUUGAUAGUGAAUCAUUUAACGAGCAGACUACGUUUGCUGACUCGUUACGCGUCGGUUAGCAAUAAAAAACUCUAUUUACUACAACAGUGACGAGUGAUAGACGGCCAGUUGACGAAUUUUGGUGCUAACCUCUUCGUUCUUUUUUUUCUCCCGUCAGUGUUUUUGAGAACUGCAAGGCUGAUCGAUAUGUGCAAGAUUUACCACAGAUGACUCUGCGUUACUCAACCUCGUGUUGAUUUCUUCUGAUGAGGCAGCCAAGCUGUUGAUAUUGGCGGGAUGCAGGGCGGCGGUGCGCCCGCCGCGGACGCCGAUCAGGCGCAGUUCGAGGCCGACAAGAGGGCCGUCUAUAAACACCCCCUCUUCCCCCUCCUGGCUCUCCUCCUCGAGAGAUGCGAGCAAGCGACGGCAGGGGCGGAGCCCCCGGCCGCGGAGGCCUUCGGCGCAGACCUGCAGGCCUUCGUGCAGCACCAGAGACGAGACCGCAGACCCUUUCUUGUUGAUGAUCCUGAGAUAGACGGACUUAUGAUUAAGAGUAUUCAGGUGCUACGAAUCCACCUACUAGAGCUAGAAAAAGUGCAGGAGCUAUGUCGAGACUUCUGCGGUCGAUACAUCGCCUGUCUCAAGACUAAGAUGCAGAGUGAAAACUUGCUGCGGACUGACUACAGCUCAGGUGGAGUAGAAAGCAACAACAAUCUGUCGGGGUCUAUAGACGAGCACUCGAGCACCUCCAACUCGCCACAAUAUCAGUCGCCGGUGGCGGGCGCGGCGCCGGUGUUCGCGAGCGUGUUCCCGCCGCAGCCCGAGCCGCCCUACGCGCCGCCCAGCAGAGAUACGCCGUCACUAGUAGUCCAAGGUUCGACGCCGAUCAGUCAGAUAGGCGCCGGACUUAUAUCCACCGACUCCUUCACUGGAACAAACUCCAACAAUUCCUGCUCAUCAGUGUCGGGCUCGCCCCCCCCGGAUGACGAGCUGGAGGACGCGGCCGGCAAGCGCGGCGUGCUGCCGCGACACGCCACGCAGGUCAUGCGGGCCUGGCUGUUCCAGCACCUCGUGCACCCUUACCCGACUGAAGAAGAGAAGCGCUCGCUAGCAGCACAAACCCGGCUGACAUUACUGCAAGUGAACAACUGGUUCAUCAACGCUCGGCGCCGGAUCCUGCAGCCCAUGCUGGACUGUGCUGAUAAACCUGGAGGUAAGAAAGGCAAGAACGGUUCGUCUAUAAGCAAGCGCUACUGGCCCGACGCCCUCUCCAACCCACAGUUCACUGCCGGUCUCCUGUCAUCAUCAGAGGACGAAGACCAGGAAGGCGACGCUUCAGGGGAUGAACAGGAUCCGGCCGCAGAACAGCCGGAAGUCACAUACCCAAUACAGCAAACUAUGCAUUAGGAUAUAUUGUUAGAGUUUUAGGAACGAGCCACUGUGAACUUACUGAGAAAAUACUGAGGAAAAAGGUAAGAUUUCUAUGUAUAAAAAACUACUAUAGUUCUCACCGAAUGUCUUGAGAGAGAUUAGAAAAUGAAUUUGGAAAAGUUUUUUUUUUUUUUCAUAAUAUAAAACCUAUAUUUUGUUUAACACUAUUCAAAUACUGAGUUACCAAAAUAUCUACAUGACAAUCAUAAUAGAACCAGUGAAAAUACUGUUUUAACAUAUUAAAACUCAUUUUUAAAUUACACACGAAAACUAGUUUUCGAAAUUCGACAAAUACUCUCACUAGUGAAGUGAUGUACCGUUCCUAAAACUCGAAUCAUCGAUAAAACAAAAAAAUAAAUCGAUAUAGUCGAUACCCAGUUACGAUUCAAUGUAUACGUAUUAAUUUUUAAAAGUCUUUUCAUGACAAACGCCAUGUCACAAUAAAUUCGUUUAUUUAUAUAAAAAAAAGACAUAAUAAUAUAAAAUAUAUUGACAGUAUACCAUAAGUUUAAGUGUAGAAUUAAAAGAUUUUGGGUAGCAACAGUGUGGAUAAAACAAAUUUAAAUAACAAAAAACACGAUAAUAUCUUGAUACUAAAAAACUUUGUCUUUGAAAUACAUUAAAAAAUAAAUAAAUAAACACGGGUGUAUAAAAAAAUAUGACAGUGAUGUGCAAACUAAUGUCGAUACGAUUAAUCGAUUAUGUUCUGCCGGCUCCACGGCAGGUUUAUGUAUGCUUUAUAUUUCUUAUUAUGAGAGUGAAGGAAUAGUGAGUGCACCUGUGUCCAAGCGAAUGCUUGUGCACUGUAACAUGUCCUGCGCAGCUGGCUGAUCUCCUUAUAUGAGAACAGCCGCCGUAGCCGACAAUCGGAUGGCAUUAUUAUAUUACUUAUUUAUUAAAAAAGAGACAUAUUGUUAAAGUCAAUGAUCAAAGUAUACAAGAAAAUAUACGAAGUCAACAAUUUGUAUACGAAAUCUUACGAUAUCAUUUAAUGUAUACGAUUUGCUGUUUUUUUGACGAAUUUUAUUAAACUGUUUUUUUAACGGUUAAAGUUAACUUGUCAAUUUGGGGUAAAAGAGUUCAUAGUGUUUUACGAAAAUACUUAAUAAUGCCAUAUUUUUUUGGUUAAGAAGAAGUAAAAAAAAGAACACGGGCAUUUUGAAAAAUACUUUCGAAAAAUAAUUCAUGUAAAAGUUAUUUUAAAAAGUGUAAAAUUAUUUGUAUAAUUUUUAUCGAAUUAAUUUGCACAUCACUAUGCUAAUCUUUGUAACAAUUUUGUAAAUCCACACUGUUACUACUCGAGAUUUGAACCUAGAACUUUGUAUACGUAAUCCAUACCUCAAAUAUUAUUAAACAAAAUAAUGAACUAUUCAUAUUAACUGGCAAAACUAAUGGAAUUCUUUUAGUGUUGGUCUUUUCACCUAUCGAUAACAAAAAUAUGCUAAAUUUGUAUUUAUAUUUUAUGUAAAUAUUUAACAUUAUUUGGUCUUAAAUUCUCAUAUUUCUACGUCUUCCCAUAUCUAAUGAUAUUGCAAACAAAUAUAAUAGUUUAUUGAAAUUAAUUUCGAUAACAUCAAGUAGGUGAAAAGAUCAACAUUUUCAUUCACUUCUCUUUUUUGGUAAAAAUCUUUUGAUUUCUGAUAGAGAAAACUUCAAAAAUACGUGAUCGUAUUGAUAACAUCUUCUUUUGGGGCGAUUAAAAAAAAAAAAACAGAAAAAAAUUCAUGAAUUCAGACAGCCUAUUUCCCGAACUUGCUUAAUUUUUAAUUUGAAUUGUCAAAUAGGUCUAAAAAAGUAUGAGAAAUUCCCAAAAAUAUUUUUACCAAAAAUGAAAACGCAAGAAAAAAAAACAACUUCAAACAGAAAAAAAAUAUCCUCAAAGAGGCUUUGUUUAGCGUUUUGUCAAUUUUGAUACCGGUUGUGAAUUAAACACUUUUUUUUUGAAAAUUAUUCCCCAUUUCACCGACUGACGAAGUAUAGUACGUGCGAAAUAUCUUUACGAGUCUGAUAUUAGUCGCAAAUCGACUAAAUUUAGAUAUUAGUCGCAACUCGACUAAGUAUUGAAAUUAGUCGUAAAUCGACUAAAUUUUGAAAUAAGUUGGAAAUCGACUAAAUUUCGAAAUAAGUUACAAAUCGACUAAAUUAUGAAAUUAGUUGGAAAUCGACUAAAUUUCAAAAUUAGUUACAAGUCGACUAAAUACAGACUCGUUAAGAUAAAUCGUUGGUAUUAAAAUAGAUACUAAGAAUAUUUUUUACAUGCAACACUAGAGAAUACCGUCCACUGAGAUAUUGCAUCUAUUUAUUUAUAAAAAAGUAAUUAGUUUUGAAAUAUACUCAAUUGUUAAUUUCCUUUAUUUUACUACACAGCCAUAUUAGGUUAAUUUUUCCUUAGUUUUUGUGGAGAAAUCUGUAGUAUUUUCGACUUAAAAUUACAUUGUAAUAAGUACAGUAUAAAUAAUUGUAACGGAAUUACAUAUGUUUUUGUAUAAAAAGCUUAUUAAAAAUGUAUUUUAUUUUUAAGUUAGUAAUAAGUAAAUGACCAUUAUUUUUAUGUCAACUUUUGUUCUUGCAAUUUAUUUUUAUACAAGUGAUUUAGUGUUAUUUUUUGACAAAAUAAUCAGUUACGGCUGUUCUUAAUAUUCUAUUUAACUGUUAUAGGAAUCUGACAUUACUAGUAUGGACCUAAUGUCAAAUUAUAUUUCUAGUAAGCAAAAAAACAGGUAAAUUGAAUAUUGAGAACGGCCGUUAUUGGUCACCAAUACGGAUAACUCCACAGAAACUAAUCUAGUACAUAAAAAAAAAAAAACGAAUAUACGAUUGUAAAUGAUACGAUUUCCAUUAAAUAUAGUAUACUUUGAAAACUUAAAGGUUCAAUCCAAAAUUGUAUACGCAAAAAAGUAUUAAAAAAUCGUAAUUGACACUUAAAAUUUAGUCAACGAUGUGGACUGAAUUAUCGACUAAAAAUAACGUUGUUUUAGUCACAUCACUACAAACUUAAAAGGUUGACGAAAAUACUUAAUUAAAAUUAACAGUCCAGUAAUUUGAGUAAAGAAACAACAUUUUAUUUGAUUUUACAUGUAUUUUAAACUGAAAAAUAUUUUCAAAAUAAUGUUAAGUUUUUUUAAAACCACUUUCCAGACAAUUUUCAAUCGAUUUUAUAACCUUUUAUAAUACAGAGUUUUUGGUCAAGCCUUUUUAAUUAUUUAGUAUGUCGACUAAAUUUAGUCAAUCAACUAAACAUUUUAGUCGAUAAUUCAGUUCACAUCCUUAUUUAGAUAUAAAGCGAAGGCGGGAAAGCUAAAGGAUAUAGAUAAAAAAAUAUCGUAAGAAUUACGCUAAAAUAUUGUUUUGUAAGCAAACGUUUUUGAAAAGGACUUCCAAUUUAAACUUUCUAGAAAGUACUAUUGUUUCUCUAGGUAUAUUUUUCAAAAUAUUCUUUUUAGAAAUCAAACUGAAAAUUAUUGAUUUUAAUUUUACAUUUAACUGUGGUUGUAUUAGGUAAAGUUAAAGGGACUUAGUAAUAAAAAAAAAUAGUUCGGUUCAUCUAUUUAUGUAUUAUGACUAUUUCUCUAUAAGUAAAGAAGGGAUGACGCCGUCGACGCUGGAUGCAGGUCGCCUCCAACAGGUAUCUGUGGAGAUCUAAGGGGGAGGCCUAUGUUCAGCAGUGGACGUCCUAUGCCUGAGAUGAUGAUGAUGAUGAAAGAAGGGACAUUGCUAUUCGUCUAUAUCUAUCUCAAUUGCAUCGAAAUCUUUAGCAUUUCAUAAUACUACUUUUUAACGAAAUAACUAUAGGAUACACCGUACAUACAAGCGUGGUGAUUAAUGCUCAAUCCUUCUCCGUUCGAGAGAAGGCCGCAGCCCAGCAGUGGGACGAUAAAAAGGCUGUAACAGUAACACCAUACAUAUGCGUAUUCUUAUAGCAUUAUCUAUAUUAAAAAAUGUCUCGCUUAACAAUUUAAGAUAUACUUAAGCUUUUUUUUUUUUAAUAUUGCAAUACACAAGUCUUCCUUAUAUUAUGCUAAUUAAUAAAUUAAAGUUACAAUAGUACUUUCUAGAACAGUUGUAAUGUUAAAAUGUUAAGUUAAAUCGUAGUGUUGAUACGAUAUUUUUUGAUCUUAAGAAUGGUUUUUAGAAGUUGGAGUUCUGAAAAUGAAAAAAAAAGUUUUGAAAAAAAAGUAAAAAAAGUCAUAAUUUUUUUUAUUUUUUUAUUUAGUAUUUUGGUCAAAAAUGGUUUACAUUUCCUUAAAAUCAUCAAGAUGUUUCAAAUUAAGGAAUUUAUCUGUAUUUUUUCAUUAGUUUUCAAAUUAAGGAAUAAAAAAAUACACCAUGAAAGUAUUAUGCAAGUAUUAUAGUGAUUAAAAACAAUGAUUUUGAAGAAUAUUCAAGUGUGGUGUUGCUAUAAUCACUUUUUAAAUAAUUUAACAUGUAUUAUAAAAUCAUUUUUCUACUACAAUAUUUUUUUCAAAACUCCAACUUACAAAAUAAAAAAAAAGAAACGAAACAGUGCUGAAACUCAAACGAGGAAACGGAUAUACGUAAUUGGAAUGGUGAAGUUAAGAAAAAUAAGAUUUUUUAUGAUAAUAUUAUAAUUAUGUGUUAGUACAUAUUAUACAUCUAAUUAUACAUCGCGUAGUGAUAUAAUGUAUUUUUAAUGUAACGGCUAUUUGACUUUAUAUUCGUCUAAGGCUAAUUGGCUCUUUGCCAAAAUGACGAUUUGAGCCAAAUUAGGCCGUUUUUUAAUGGGAAGCGGACGCUUUGAUUUCAAAGUAUAAAAAUACAAAUUACAAACAUGUUGCUGUAAAUACUAAGUAUCUACCAUUUUUUAAAAAGUAAUAAGCUGUAAUUCAGCAAUCUGACUAGUCAUUUCACACAUUGCACGGCCAAUAUUUACAGUACAGUGAAAACCUUGUUAUGUGUAAAACAUAAUACAAUACAUGCAAACUUAACAUGAGAAAAAAAAGUGUUCAAUAUGACGAAGUAAAAUUAAUUUCGAUUGAGCGAAAAUUGUAUUUCUAAGUAUUUCACUCUUAUGUCUAGUUUCACCGGCUACUGAUAGUCUUUGAUAGCCUAUAAGAAACGUAUCUGACAUAUAAAUAUCUGGCUGAAAUUAUAAGCACUUUCACUUUAUCAGUAACCAGUCAAAACUGGCCCUAGACUUUUCAAAACAUUAAAUAAUUUGUUUAGUGUUUAGGAACCUCAAAAUGUUUAGGAACCUACCUAGUUUCAAGUAGGUAAAAAUAACAUUGAAAUCAAAGCGUUCGCCUUUCCAAGCUAUACCCGACUGCGGGAUAGUCUCGCUUGUUCUAAGCGCCGUUAUUCAAGUCCAGAAUAGUAUACAAUAGAUAUACGCGCUUGUUUAGUAUUAAGAAUAACUUCAAUGUUAUACAUUAUGGUACAGCAUAAUUUUUGCUAGUCAAUAAAAUAAUUUUUAGGCUGA
This is a messenger RNA of Helicoverpa zea (corn earworm), 6933 nucleotides long. Its product is annotated as homeobox protein PKNOX2-like. Gene Ontology annotation, molecular function: RNA polymerase II cis-regulatory region sequence-specific DNA binding; DNA-binding transcription factor activity, RNA polymerase II-specific. The transcript is spliced from 12 exons. Gene Ontology annotation, biological process: regulation of transcription by RNA polymerase II. NCBI's taxonomy places the organism in Eukaryota, Metazoa, Arthropoda, Insecta, Lepidoptera, Noctuidae. Bases 363 to 1472 code for a protein of 369 amino acids. The record is from RefSeq and is a predicted model, not a curated record.